Molecule: messenger RNA, 933 nt
Organism: Capsicum annuum
Lineage: Eukaryota; Viridiplantae; Streptophyta; Magnoliopsida; Solanales; Solanaceae
Exons: 3
Coding region: 362-652 (96 amino acids)
Source: RefSeq, a predicted model, not a curated record
UAUCAUUAAGUUAACAUAAAAAGACUCUUAAGCAAAAAAAAAAAAGAUAAAAAUAAAAAAAAAAUCGUAAGAUAAAAAUUUUAACUCACACUUACAAAUCAAAGCUAUAAAUCCUUCCAAACACACAGCUCUCUUCACCUGAUUAGUCUCAAGUGCAAUCAAAACGUAGUCACUUGACUUGCUAUAUAACGCUCCACCACAAAAGAAGCAAAAUAUCAAAUUAAAAUUUGAGGUAAAUAUAUUACCUUGAAUUAAAACAUUCUUUCUAGAACUAAAAAAAAUAAAAAUAAAGUAGAAUUUCAAACGUAAUAUAUCUAAGUUGAAUCUUCGAAAUUUUCGCUCCAGCAGCAGGGGUUGUAUAAUGGCUUUAAGGCGUAUGCUUGGGUAUUCGGAUGGAGAGUUGAUGAGAUCAGAUGCAAAACCCUGCUCAAGGCUAAUGAGACAAACAGCAGGGAUUUUUUCUGUUGGAGGAGCAUUGGGAUUUUGGAUUCUUUGCAGAUUGCACUAUGGUCCUAGAAUCACAGUUCCAAGAAGUCUUAGAUGGGCAACUUGUGGGGCUAUUUCCGUGAGCUCAAGCACAGCUUUGCUAGUUCGUCUAUUUAGUCCUGAAUGUGAACCACAAAACAUAGCUGCCUACGAUAAGAAGGGAUGAUGUUGCUUUUCUUCCGAGAUCAGUAUGUAAAACUUAAGCAUGAUGAUGUCCUAUUUCAUUUAUGUCAAAGCCAUUUAAGGCUUCUCCUUCCACAGGCAUCACACGUACGGCUGCCUGUGUUAGCAAGGGGAGAACACGCAGCCGUAAAUGCUAAACUAUUUUCUGAGAGCCUUUAUUUGCUACCAACUGUUGUAUCAACUUCUAUCGAGUAACAAUGCUGCAAGCAGUUGUGAAGUGAUGCUUAAUCUGUCUAAGUUUUCUACUUACAACCAAUUCUGUCA